AUGGCGGAAGACGCGAAAUCGGAAGUCGACAAGCAGGACAUAGUGUUAAUUACAGUGACAGCGAGGAUUCCCGAGUUUUGGACCGACCAGCCUGCACUUUGGUUCAUUCAGUUCGAAGCCGCUGUGGCUCCGCAAAAAGCUUCCGACACAGCUAAGUAUCAGCUUCUUAUUGCCAAGCUUGGCAAGCAAGUGAUCCAGCAGAUCUCAGACAUACUGGAAAGGCCACCAGAGACCGGCAAGUAUGAAGUCGUCAAGGAGCGAUUACUGCAUAUUUACGAAGAAUCUGAGACGAAACGCCUACAGAAACUCAUAGGCGACAUGCAGCUGGGUGAGCAGAAGCCUUCACAACUCUGGCGACGAAUGACUACCCUCGCAGGUAGGCGGAUGCCAAAGGAGACACUUCUAGUAUUGUGGCAGAAUCAUCUACCGGUUGCCGUGCGUACCGUGUUAGCAGCUACGUCAUUGACAGACGGGGAAAAGCUAGCGGAAGUAGCCGACAAGGUCAUGGAAACGAGCAGACCACUAGAAGUAGCAGCUGUAACAUCAUCGAGCGACUCCAGCAGUUUAGCCGACGCGGUAGCCAAACUGUCUUUGGAAAUAGCGGAGAUUAGGAAGUGGAGACACGGUGGAAGGAAGAAUCAACGAUCCAACCAGAGGUCCCGCAGUGUGAGUCGUAACGGCAGAAGUUCCAGUGCACACAAGAGAGACCGACCGUACUGCUAUUACCAUUACCGGUUCAAGGGCGAGGCGCAGAAGUGUCGUCAGCCAUGCUCCUGGGCACAGAAGCGGCAGGAAAACUAG
Molecule: messenger RNA, 801 nt
Organism: Pectinophora gossypiella (pink bollworm)
Lineage: Eukaryota; Metazoa; Arthropoda; Insecta; Lepidoptera; Gelechiidae
Exons: 1
Coding region: 1-801 (266 amino acids)
Source: RefSeq, a predicted model, not a curated record